Molecule: messenger RNA, 2049 nt
Organism: Schistocerca gregaria
Lineage: Eukaryota; Metazoa; Arthropoda; Insecta; Orthoptera; Acrididae
Product: N-alpha-acetyltransferase 35, NatC auxiliary subunit-like
Exons: 1
Coding region: 1-2049 (682 amino acids)
Biological process (GO): N-terminal peptidyl-methionine acetylation
Cellular component (GO): NatC complex
Source: RefSeq, a predicted model, not a curated record
AUGAAGGAGAGCGAGGCAAAGGCGGAGUGGGAGGACGCGAGGUGCGCGAUAGUCGAGGGGUCGGAGGAGCUGGGCGUGGGGGAGAUAGUGUCUGUGGAGGAGUUUUCCCUGCAAGAGGCGAUGUGCUCGGUAGAGUUGAUGGAUCCGAAGAUGGACAUCGGGAUGGGGGCAGACGGCGUGUUGUUGUUGUCCGAGAUGAGGCAUUUGGGGAGGUUGCCGGAGUCGGCGAAGUUGACCGAAUCGGAUCAGUUGUAUUUGAUAGAUCGUUGGAUUGAGUUGGAGACGUUGUACUAUCAGGGUUACAACCUCGUUCAGACGUUGUACACGAGUUAUUACUUGCAGGAUUUGUCCCUGUUGAAGGGGAGCGCUACGCUGCAUGCGUAUGGCUGCACGAUGGUUAGGAGGUGCGCGAUGGUGAAGGAUUGCAUUUGCAGGGCCAAGAACUACACGAGCGAGAGUUUUUCUCACUUCAGCUUCGGCGUUGAGCUGGACGGAGUUGCCAUGAACGACGGAAAGGUGGCGGGUGUUGCGUCGAGACAGGCGAAGGCGUUGAGACAGGCGGGGGGCGAGCUGUCGAAGGCGUUGGCGGCGAGGCUGGAGUGGAGUUGCGCGUUGUUGAAUGCGCACCAUUGCUUCGAGAAGUACAACGGGGCGGGGCUCGCGGACGCGUUGGCGCAUUUGGAGGCUGCGGAGCGCUCUUCGAAGGCGAUAUCUAAGAUAGAGGUCGAAACUAAUUUGGACUGCGCGUUUGAACCAGACAUCAUCCGUCGAAUAUCGUCCUCCACCUCUGUCCCUCGCAUAUUGAACCGCCCGGACCUGUCAGAAUGCAUGGAGUUCCACGCGGGCGUCAUUCGCCACCUCAAAGAGAUCGCGCUGGCGCCUCAAAAAAUCCGGACGAUUCGACACGCGAAAAUUUCCAUUUUGAACCUCUCUCACUCGAAUGUCCCCAUCGUCGUGAGGUCCAGACUCCUCAACGUGCUGUGUCCCAGCGGACAUCGCUUCGUCGAUUCAAAAAUGGAAGACGCCAUCGCCCAAGACAUGGCCGAGUUCGGCAUUCCCACCAGCUAUCUCGAAGCGACCUACAAAAACCUCCAGUUUCACCUCUCUAUGAUCUCUGUGUGCCUGUCUAAAUACCUCAGGUGUCUUGCGCACGACAAGCCCAGGUCCAGACGCAUCCUUCCCCAUCUGUGCCAAAAUUGGGCGUCUCUCCUUCCAGACGCCGACAUCCUCGACCUAAAGGCAAAAUCUAUCCUCCACCCGCAAGAACCGAACGGCCGGUACUUCUUCCACUGGCACCUCAACCACCUGCACUCCAUAAACCUGGACUACAUCUGCCUCGGGUUCGACCUCCAACUCUACGAACCCUACGAGAUGCCCAUGAUCUGGUGGUACCUAGAUCACCUCAACACUUCAAGGUCUAACCUCUACAACCAGUUCUCAAAACACGUCUCCACCGCACAUCAAAACAAACUCAACUCCCUCCGCAAAAAACCAAAAAAACCAUCCACCCAACCCCCCCCUCAAAAACACUGGUACUCCCUCGAACUCGAGCUCAGGCAACUCCUCACUCGCUCCAUCUUCCGGUACAUAGCCGCCCUCGAUCGCGCCUGCUACCUCCCCCAACCCCGACUCAAACUAGGCUCUCCCGCCUCGCUGUACCGCUCAAGAAUGGGCCCCUUCCCGCAACUCAUACACUCCCCCUCUCUGAACUUCGAACUGUUCCAAUCCAGCUACCUCCUUCCCGUUCACCACUCCUCCGAACUAUCCACCCACUACCUCCUGUCCAACGCCAGCAAACUCUUUAUGGCCGCGCAAAAAACCAUCAAGACUCUCCUCGACUACUCGCCCCUCCCCAACACCUCGAAACCACCCCCCUACCUGCUAGAAGAGCUCAAGGCCAUCGCCAUCGUCACCGUCUCAAACGGCGUUCAAGUCCGCCAACUCCUGUCUAGUCAAGACCCGUUUCCCCAACCUGCUCUGCCCGUUCAUUUCGACUUCCACACACACCAACACUAUCCUAUCAUCACAAUCAAUUCCUCCACCCCCUAA